AGUUGAGAUGGUGCGUGCAAGCAGAGAAAACGUUGUUUACUCGCUCUCGCUCUCUGGCCGCACUCACUGAAAUGGCUGAGUGUGUGUGUGUGAGUGAGUGAGUAUAUUUGGUGGAACAGAACACGCUAUACGUGUACCAAACUUGUUCGUGUCUGUGUGCGAGUGAGCGAGUGUGAAUAAUUAUCCCAUUGCAGAUUGGUUUUAUGCGAGAAUAGAUUUUCGUGAGCCAAUAUAAUUUAUUAUUAUCAGUGGAACAAACAAUGGUUGGCAAACUAGAAAUUAAGUGCUUCAUUCAUCAAAAUUGUUUCGUUCGGUUCAUACAAUCCAUUCGUUUGGUUGAUAUUAGGUGUUUGGGUUCGGUUCUUUUUUUAAGUGUUUGCAGGGAAAAUCCCAUUAGGGAAAAUGUCGAAAGUGGAAAAUAUUAUUGUGUGUCAUCGUCGUGGUCGUUAUCGUUCUGGCACUCAUCGUUGCCGUCGUCGUCGUCGUCGUUGCUCUUGUGUCAGCCACACUGUGUGUAUAUGCCCAAUGGCACCAUCCUACUGAAUGUGUGCUGGCAAAACUGAUUCAUGUUUGUUAUUAUUUUGACUUAUGCACAUAGAUAUUUUCGCCGACUGCGUCGAUAGUGGUGGUGCGUACGUGCGUGCGUGAGUGAGUGAACGAGUUUCGUGUACGACAUGUGUGUGUACGUGACCGUGUCUAUUUUGAAUUCAACCGAAUUUUACGACUUGGCACAUUUGGCAAUCGUUGCUCAUUUUUUGCCAACUCUCGUUGUGGAUGCAAGUCAAUUGCUUGCAGUUACAUUAAAUUUGGGAGUCACAGAGACAGUAGCGAAGUCACUGGUGUAUAUAGUCUACAUUUUUAAUGGGAUAUCAAGUGACUUUGAAAAGAAUGAAGAACAAACGAUGAAACACAUUAGCUUUUAACGAAAUUUUGAAUGGCAAUAAAGAACGUGAUUCUUUUAAGAAAUAUCCAAUACAAAUCAAAGCCGCGACUCCAGCAAUAAAUAUCAAGUGCUUCAUUUUAAAUCUGUUACAUCAACCACUAUAAUCGGAAUCUGUUUCUGUUAAAAUUGUUAACUCUAAAAUUAUUACAUUGCAAGAAUUGUUAAGAGGAUAAAAGCGUAUGAUGUGAAAAUCUAUUGAAUCCCAUUAUUAGUGCCAAUAUUUUUGAAUUUUGUGAUACAACUUAACUGCAAGAUAUCAAUUCAAGAGUGGAAAUUUGUAAAUAAAAAUUAUCAUUUUGACGACAGUUCUUAAAAAAUUAAUUAGAAUCGAACAAUGAAAUCGUGAGAUGUGAACAAAGACCGAACAAUUUAUUAUGGAAUAAACUCAAUGAAAGAGAUAGACAUUUCUUUUUCUCGCAAUAAUCGAAUGCCAAACCAUGGUCAUGACCAUGUGAACUGGUGAACCGGGCCAUUUAGUUGCGAUUGUGCGGCAAUUUUUCUUCGAUUUGGAACAAAGGAUUCGGUGAACGGAUAGCAACAUGGAUUUCUUUGAUGCCGCUGCUCAAGAAGCGUCAUCAAGUGCAAAAGUAGACACCCAAAUGACGGCCACCACAACGAAUUCCGGUCAAAAUGUCAAAGUGAAAGUGGUUUCAUCGAAAAAGAAGUCCAAAAAAGGAGCGGCGGUCAUUGAACCGGGCAAUGGCCCCACCGCACUGUUUAUCCUCAGCGAAACCAAUCCAAUUCGAAGACUGUUCAAAUUUAUAAUCGAAUGGCCGCCAUUCGAAUACACCGUUUUAAUCACCAUCAUCGCUACAUGCGUCACAAUGGCAAUGGAAGAGCAUUUGCCGGAUAACGAUCGAACACCGUUAGCGAUGAAGCUCGAAGAGGCCGAACCAAUUUUCUUGGGCAUAUUCUGUGUUGAAGCUGUGUGCAAAAUUCUCGCAAAUGGCCUAGUUCUACAUCCCAAUUCGUAUCUGCGAGAUGUGUGGAACAUUAUGGAUUUCGUUGUCAUCACAUCGGCACUCCUCACGAUGAUUCCUGCACUUCGUGGCAAAAUGAAUCUGAAAAUCCUUAGAGCUAUUCGCGUCUUGAGACCGUUAAAGCUAGUCGCUCGAGUACCAAGUCUUCAAGUUGUGCUGUUUUCAAUUUUAAAAGCAAUGGCUCCAUUGCUGCAAAUCGCACUGCUCGUCUUGUUCGCCAUCAUCAUUUUUGCCAUCAUCGGUUUGGAAUUCUAUUCCGGCGCGCUGCACAAUAGUUGCUACAGCGUGGAAAAUAGAUGGGAAACGGUGCAGGAGAACAACAAAGAUGUGCCAUGCAAUUUGGACAGCAAGCCUGGUGCUCAUCACUGUGAAGAAGAUGUUAGCAUAUGCUUCGAAGGUUGGGUAGGACCAAAUAGAGGUAUCACGAGUUUUGACAACAUUGGCUUCGCCAUGCUCACAGUGUUUCAAUGUGUGACUAUGGAAGGAUGGACGCCCAUCAUGUACUGGACAAAUGAUGCCCUUGGACCAACUUACAACUGGCUCUACUUCAUUCCAUUGAUCAUAAUCGGAUCGUUUUUUAUGUUGAAUUUAAUUCUCGGCGUUUUAAGCGGAGAAUUCGCCAAAGAGCGUGAAAAAGUCGAAAAUAGACAAGAAUUUUUGAAGCUACGCUUAGCACAGCAAGUAGAGCGAGAGCUGGAUGGAUAUGUUGAAUGGGUGUGCAGAGCGGAGGAAGUCAUAUUGACCGAAGACCGUACCACUGAAGAAGAGAGACAACAUAUUUUAAACGUGCGUCGUCGGAAUGCACUCAAAAAGCGUAAAUUGAACGCUGGAGAUAAGACAAAAUCAACGGACACUGAAGAGGACAGUGCAUACGAUGAUGAAGAAUCGACGAAGAAAAAAGAGCGUGAGGGCAAUUUUUGGAUAGCCGAAAAGCGAUUCCGUUUUUGGAUUCGUCAUACGGUUAAGCAGCAAUGGUUCUAUUGGUUCGUGAUAGUGCUGGUGUUCCUCAACACUGUCACUGUAGCCCUUGAGCAUUACAAUCAACCACCAUUUUUAGCGGCUUUUUUGUUUUAUACUGAAUACGUUUUUCUCGCGUUGUUUAUGUCGGAAACGUGCAUAAAAAUCUAUGCAAUCGGUCCAUCGAAAUACUUUGAGUCAUCGUUCAAUCGUUUCGAUUGUAUUGUGAUAUUUGGUUCACUAUUUGAAAUCAUUUGGUCACAUUACAAGGGCGAUUCGUUCGGUUUCUCCGUACUACGCGCCCUACGUCUAUUACGCAUCUUCAAAAUUACCGCGUAUUGGAAGGAGCUACGAAAUCUUGUCAUCUCACUCAUGAACUCAAUGCAAUCGAUCAUCUCAUUGCUUUUCCUGCUGUUCUUGUUCAUCAUGAUCUUCGCGAUGCUGGGAAUGCAACUGUUUGGUGGUCAAUUCAAUUUUGAAGAGGGAACGCCAUCUUCGAAUUUUAAUACAUUUGGCAUAGCACUAUUGACGGUCUUUCAAAUUCUCACCGGCGAAGAUUGGAACGAAGUGAUGUACAUGGGAAUCGAAUCACAAGGUGGCAUCCAAGGAAAUGGAAUGAUUUAUUCGUCAUACUUCAUAAUCUUGACUCUCUUCGGAAACUACACGCUGUUGAACGUGUUCUUGGCCAUUGCCGUCGAUAAUUUGGCCAAUGCGCAAGAGUUGACAGCCGCCGAAGAGGGCAAAGCCGAAGAGGAUCGCGAAAAGCAGCUGCUAGAGCUCAAAAAAGAAAUGGAAGCGCUUCAAGGUGAGAGUGGAGUGCCAGAAACUACUAUAGUGCCAGAGAAAGUUGAAGAAGAAAAACCAAAGACUCUCGACGAAGAAGGGACCGGACCAAAGCCAAUGCUUCCGUAUUCGUGCAUGUUCAUAUUAUCGCCAACAAAUCCAAUCCGGCGUGGCGUUCAUUGGUUCGUGAAUUAUCGGUUUUUCGACUGGUUCAUCAUGAUAUUCAUCGGAUUUUCAUCGAUAGCUCUUGCUUCCGAAGAUCCAGUCGUGGAACACUCGCCGCAUAAUCUAAUGCUCGAAAAGUUGGAUUAUGUGUUUACCGCUGUGUUUGCCGUUGAAAUGGUACUGAAAAUCAUCGAUUUGGGCGUGAUUUUUCACCCGGGCAGCUAUUUGCGUGAUUUUUGGAAUAUUAUGGAUUCGAUCGUUGUUGUUUGUGCAUUGUUGAGUUUUGGAUUUAAAUUUUUUGCCACAAUGAAGAUACUUCGAGUUUUACGCGUGUUACGACCCUUGAAAACCAUUAAAAGAAUUCCCAAACUGAAGGCAGUCUUCGACUGUGUUGUUGGAUCAUUGAAGAAUGUCGUCAACAUUCUUAUCGUUUAUUUGCUGUUUCAAUUCAUAUUCGCUGUGAUCGGAGUGCAACUGUUCAAUGGCAAAUUUUUUUACUGCAACGAUGAAAGCAAACAUAACGAAAAAGAUUGCAAGGGAUCGUAUUUUGUAUUCACUGAAGGUGAAACAUUGCCGAAGAAGGAGGAUCGAGUAUGGGAUCUACAGAGUUUUCAUUACAAUAACGUCGCUUCGGCAAUGCUGACUCUGUUUGCGGUGCAAACCACUGAAGGAUGGCCAACUGUGCUGAUGAAUUCAAUGGCAGCAAGCUACGAGAAUAAGGGGCCAAUUCCGUAUUAUCGAAUGGAAAUGGCCAUAUUUUACAUCGUCUAUUUCGUUGUGUUUCCCUUUUUCUUCGUGAACAUUUUCGUGGCUUUGAUCAUCAUCACCUUUCAGGAGCAGGGUGAAGCUGAACUUCAAGACGGUGGAAUUGAUAAGAAUCAGAAAUCAUGUAUGGACUUCGCUAUCAAUGCCCGACCGUUUGCCACGUACAUUCCACCAAUGCACAAACAUUUCAAAUAUAAAAUAUGGAGCAUGGUUGUGUCACAGCCUUUUGAUUACUUUAUUAUGCUGUUAAUCGUAUUAAAUACACUACUUUUAAUGAUGAAGUCACACGGACAAUCCGAAAGUUUCGAAAAGAUUAUGCGAUACAUCAACAUUGUGUUCACCACACUGUUUUCAAUAGAAUCUAUAUUAAAAAUUCUCGGGUUUGGCAUUAAGAAUUACUUCAAAGAUGCUUGGAAUACAUUUGAUUUUAUCACUGUAAUCGGCAGCAUUGUCGAUGCUGUCAUAUCAGAAUUUACGGCGGACAUUAAAGAAAAGAUUAUCUACAAAGAUAUAAAAAGCACGGAAGAGAUGAUGGCAUGGGUGGCGAACACAUUCAACUUGGGCUUUCUGCGAUUGUUUCGAGCAUCACGGCUCAUCAAACUGUUGCGACAGAGCUAUUCCAUUCGAAUAUUGCUGUGGACUUUUGUUCAGUCGUUCAAAGCACUGCCGUACGUCUGUCUACUCAUCGCCAUGCUGUUCUUCAUCUACUCGGUCGUUGGAAUGCAGUUAUUUGGAAAUCUCCAUCUGGAUCCAAACACAGAAAUAAGCCGACACAAUAAUUUUCAAACAUUUUUCGGUGGAUUGAUGCUGCUCUUUCGAUGUGCAACGGGUGAAGCGUGGAACAGCAUAAUGUUGGCGUGCUUACCGGGAAAAUGUGAUCCAAAUGUUGAGAAGAAGGAAAAUGGAGAAGAGGAAGAAUGCGGCUCUCCAAUGUCUUAUGGCUAUUUUGUAUCAUUCAUCUUUCUCUGUUCAUUUUUAAUGUUGAAUCUAUUCGUUGCUGUUAUUAUGGACAAUUUUGACUAUUUGACGCGAGAUUCUAGCAUUUUAGGUGCACAUCACUUGGAUGAAUUUGUACGAGUUUGGGGCGAAUAUGACUUGAACGCUGACGGAAAAUUGGCAUAUCAAAAAGUGUACGAAAUGUUGAAAAACAUCGAUCCGCCACUUGGUUUCGGUAAUAAGUGUCCGAAUCGUGUUGCGUACAAGAAACUGAUUCGAAUGAAUAUGCCGAUGGACGAUGACCAAAGGGUUGGCUUCACAACGACGCUGUUUGCUCUGAUCCGGGAGAAUUUGGCCAUCAAAAUGAGAACACCCGAAGAGAUGGACAUUGCUGACGAUGAGCUUCGAGAAACGAUUCGAAUGAUUUGGCCAUUGCAAGCGGAUAAAAUGACGGAUCUUUUGGUUCCACGGCGAGAAAUUGGAGACAAAAGAACGUUGACAACGGGCAAAAUCUAUGCAGGCCUUUUGAUACUUGAGUCAUGGCGCACUACACGAUUCGGCAAAACACAAACUCAUUUAGGUUCAUUGCAUUUAGCUAAUCUGGCCGAUGGUCAUCACGUGGAAGGGGAAGAGAUGCCGCAUGUUAUGGAUAUGCCAAUGGAGGAAACUGGCAUGAUGUCACCUCGAGCAAGGAGAGAAAUGUAUGAGCGAGAGUUCGAUCGAUAUGCAAGAAAUGAAUCCAUUGACUAUAUUCAGGAGAAGCGACGAGCCAGAGCCCGUUUUCGACGCAGCAAUGUGCCGUACAGAGACACCUGGUCAGCUUCAUCAAGUCCUGGCCAUUCACCGUCUCGAGGCGACAGAUUCCGGUACGAUGACACAGACUACUAUUUUGGAAAUACGAAUCUUGGAACGAGAUCACGAUCGCCCAGUCCAAAUGCAUACAAUGUUCGACGGCAUCCAGGUGAUGGAGCUCAACAAUGCUAUCAAACACGACGAAUAUACAGGCAUCAUUUAACGGCAACCCCAAACAAGCCAAUGACGUUACAAUUGCCACAAACAAGCAUUCGGUUACCUGCUUUGAAUCCAAGUCCCUCAAUUUUUAAUCGCCCGCUGCAGCAUUCAUUAGCCACGCCAAACAGUCUUCAUUCCGUUCCGCAUGCACCGAAUACGAUGUUACGUCACAAUUAUGGCACAAGUUUGGACGACAACAUCGUUGGAUAUCAUUUCCGCGACCGUGAACGGGAGCUUUAUGAACGACAGAUUGAAUUCGAGCACGAACUCGACCGAGAGAGGUUAGGAAAUGACUUGCAAAUGAUAAAAAUGGAAGCGCUAGCCACUCCAAUGUCGCCGUUAUCAUUUGAGGCAGCCGUUGCGAUGGGACAAGCUGGCGGUUAUUAUCCAUCAACUUCCACAAAUACAUAUAAAGCGAAGCCGUCGUCGUCAUCUGCUGCGAAUCAGUUUAGCCACGAUAAUGGAGAUGAAUCAGAUUGGUGCUGAAGGAAUGAACGAAUAUCAACAACAUACAACAAAGUCAAAAUCAGUUUUAUUCAAUACCAAAAUAAGCCUUCAACGAAAAAAAAAAAACUAACCUCGCCUUUACACUAAUUUAAGUGUAUCUUUAAGUGCUUAAUAGCCUUGACUAUAAUAAAAAAAAAUUUAACCUCGUUUAGAUUUAAAUGAAUUGACUGAUAUGCUUAUAUUCGUUUAGAUAGACACAAUUUAGCGAUUUAACUUUAAUACCGAAUAAAUUAGAAGAAACAAAAAAAAAAAACUCUGAUGAAAAUACACACGAAGAUCGAGCGAAAGACGACACACUCGAUUUUCGGGAUACGUGGCUAUUCAGUAGAUGCACUGAACUACGUAUUUUCAUUGAAUUAAUUAAUUUACCGUCUUAGACGACUAAGACACGCAACGAAUAAAGCAAUUGAGAAAUAACAAAAAAAAAACUGUUCAAAAUACACACAGAAAAAUUCGUACAACCGAUUGAAUAAGGUUAUGACGGAGACGAACAUUGUGCCAAUGUUUUCAAUUCAAUCGGUUGUUUCCAAUUUGUACGUUUUUUUCCGUUUCAAUUUUUUUUCCAAUCCAAUUUCAAACUCUUACAUUAAGACGAACUACUUUAAACUCUGAUCCGGACGAACACAAUCCGAACACACAACAACAAAUUACCCCUGAAAUUUGCUCUGCCUCGGUACAACUUAUCGAAUUAUUAACUUAGCUUAUUCAUAAAAUCUACGACAUUUCCAAAAAAAACUUCAGAAUUUUUCGACAUUUUGUAAAACUAACACUUAGAUUCGAAUUAAUCAUCGAAAAUAAUACUGUUAACCAUUUGUAUUCAAACUAAUUGACAAAAAAACCAAUUAAUUAAUUAAUAAAUAAAAUAAUUUAGCAUUUGAA
Sitodiplosis mosellana (orange wheat blossom midge) is the source of this 7926-nucleotide messenger RNA. RefSeq names its product voltage-dependent calcium channel type A subunit alpha-1-like. Gene Ontology annotation, cellular component: voltage-gated calcium channel complex; membrane. The record is from RefSeq and is a predicted model, not a curated record. The transcript is spliced from 35 exons. Gene Ontology annotation, biological process: calcium ion import across plasma membrane; chemical synaptic transmission. NCBI's taxonomy places the organism in Eukaryota, Metazoa, Arthropoda, Insecta, Diptera, Cecidomyiidae. Gene Ontology annotation, molecular function: high voltage-gated calcium channel activity. The coding region runs from base 1483 to 7026 and encodes 1847 amino acids.